GGGCGCUUUUGUGUGAAGUCUAUCGCCACGCUGAGGUGUUCUCUUCAAGUUUCGUCGGCGUUUUUCGUGCGGCUUCAAUUCUCCCCGGGCACGUGGAUGAUGUAGGGAGUCCGCUCUCUGCGUGACGUUAACUGCAGGGUAAACAAUCUCGCGCGAGUCACCGGAGCACGUACGGCACUGGUUAUCUCUCCCCGCAGAAAUUACUGAGCGGCGACCGAGAAACGCGUGGGACCCGGUCGAGGAACGAUGUUCAAUCAGAGCAACGCGCUGAGGACGGGCACGUCCAACGCGUCGAAUCCGAUGCAGGACUUCGAGGUUGUCUCGCCGCCCGACGACUCCAUCUCCAGCCUGGCGUUCAGCCCGGCGUCCAUACCGCAGAAUUUCUUAGUGGCCGGCUCCUGGGACAGCAACGUUCGCUGCUGGGAGGUGGAGCAGUCCGGCAAGACGGUGCCCAAAUCCAUGCAGAGUAUGACAGCGCCGGUCCUGGACGUGUGCUGGAGCGACGAUGGGACCAAAGUGUUUAUGGCGGGCUGCGACAAGACGGCAAAGUGCUGGGACCUGGCUACAAAUCAGAGCGUACAAGUGGCAGCGCACGACGCGCCGAUCAAAACCUGCCACUGGAUUAAGGCGUCCACGUAUUCUUGCCUCAUGACUGGCUCCUGGGAUAAAACGCUAAGGUUUUGGGAUCUGCGCAGUCCCAAGCCAGCAAUGACUAUCAAUCUGCCUGAAAGAUGCUAUUGCGCCGAUGUUGAUUAUCCCAUGGCGGUUGUGGGGACAGCCGGACGCGGCUUGAUAGUCUACCAACUGGAGGGCAGCCCGCGCGAGUACAAGCCCGUCGAGCUGAGCCUAAAGUAUCAGUAUCGUUGCGUGGCGAUUUUCAGGGAUAAGAAGAAAGUGCCGACCGGUUUUGCGAUCGGCAGCACGGAGGGACGCGUUGCGAUUCAUCAUCUGAAUCUCAGCACGAAGGAGAACUUUACGUUCAAGUGCCACAGGACCAACGGCACGCCUAACGGAUACCAAGAUAUCUACGCGGUGAACGAUAUAGCAUUCCAUCCAGUACAUGGCACCGUGGUGACCGUGGGCGGCGAUGGUACCUUCGGUUUUUGGGACAAGGACGCACGCACCAAGCUCAAGUCCUCCGAAACGAUGGAGCAGCCCAUCACGCGUUGCUGUUUCAAUCACAAUGGGCAGAUAUUCGCGUACGCCGUCUCUUACGACUGGUCCAAGGGUCACGAGUACUACAAUCCGGCGAAGAAAAAUCAGAUCUUCCUGAGACCGUGUUACGAUGAACUGAAACCGAAGGCUACACCCUAAGCUAAGGAAACAACGCUGGGACGUCGCUAGUGGAUCAACUUGCGAAUCCUCAGAUGUAAUUACGAAGAGAGUUCGCGUACUUUCGGUCGACGAAAAACCAUGCUAGCGACACUUUUUUUUACUUAAAACUGUUGAUAUGUGUGUAUAUUCAAAUACAGUUAAAACAUAACUAUCGACUUUUUGUAUGUACAAAUUAUAACUUGUAGGAUUAGUACUGCGAGGCAUGUUUCCGGUAAUUUUAUUCGCGUGUGAUUAAUAUUUAUCUCUUCACGUGAGUCCGCAACAUUGAAUUCCGAGAUAUUGACAGGUGAUUGACUGCCGCGAUUACUCGCAAAAUGAGCUAAUAUUCAAAUAAAAGGAUCAUUUCUACUAAAUAUAUAUUUUUUGAUGAAAUUGCACGUA
Messenger RNA from Vollenhovia emeryi, 1716 nucleotides. RefSeq names its product mRNA export factor (gene Rae1). The coding region runs from base 247 to 1314 and encodes 355 amino acids. NCBI's taxonomy places the organism in Eukaryota, Metazoa, Arthropoda, Insecta, Hymenoptera, Formicidae. The record is from RefSeq and is a predicted model, not a curated record. Gene Ontology annotation, biological process: transcription-dependent tethering of RNA polymerase II gene DNA at nuclear periphery; RNA export from nucleus. The transcript is spliced from 6 exons. Gene Ontology annotation, molecular function: ubiquitin binding; RNA binding. Gene Ontology annotation, cellular component: nuclear pore.